Molecule: messenger RNA, 624 nt
Organism: Entrophospora sp. SA101
Lineage: Eukaryota; Fungi; Glomeromycota; Glomeromycetes; Entrophosporales; Entrophosporaceae
Source: the annotation of a GenBank genome assembly
AUGGCUAUUAAAUCGAUUGGAUUAGCACUUAUUGGGAAUAAAAUUUAUCCUGUUAACACUAUCGGUAAUGUUCAUCAUCAUCAUCCUCAAAAUUUAACCGAGUAUGAAACUGAGUAUGGAUAUCAAGAAAAAGAAGAAAACAUGCCAAAAUCAAUUCAUUAUAACCAAUAUCCUUUUUUAACAGAUGGUUUAACAGAUAGUGAUGAAGUUAGUAAUGACAUUAAUGAUGUUAGAAUUAUUAGUAAUAUAAACAGCGGCAGCACUAGUAGUGAGGAUGAAGGUGAACAAAAUAGUAAUGAUCAUAGUUAUAUAGAUAAUAAGGAGUAUGAGGAUAAUUCGUCGAAAUUUGGAUAUUAUUUAGAAGGUUGGGAUUAUACAAAUAAUGAUGAGGAGAAUGAGAAUGAAUUGGACGAGAAUGAGAAUGAAUUGGACGAGAAUGUGAAUGAAUUGGACGAGAAUGUGAAUGAAUUAUAUGAAUUGGAUUAUGAUGAAUCUGAUUAUGAUGAAUCUGAUGAAUCAGACGAGGAUGAAGAGUUAGACUACGAUGAAUUGGAAUUGAUAAUGAAAAAGAUACUUGCUUGUGAAAACGAUAAAAUCGUUGUUGUUACGAAAGUAGCACAAUAG